GGUUUGGCUUGGAAGGGAUCUUAAAGGUCAUCUGGUUCCAACCCCCUGCCGUGGGCAGGGACACCUUCCACUAGCCCAGGUUGCUCCAAGCUCCAUCCAACCUGUCCUUGGACACUUCCAGGGAUGGGGCAGCCACAGCUUCUCUGGGUAUUUAAGGACAUCUUAGGGAGCAGCAGGGAUACAAAGGCAAUAGAAUGGCUAAAUAAGACUCUGCAUGAAAAUGGGGUAAGUGCAAUUUGUUAUCAAGUGCCAGCAAAGUGGUUCCUCCGGCUGUGAGGACAAAAUAGAAGCCCCACAACAGAUGAGGAGGAACGUUGAGUGGGAAAUUAGGAGUCUAAUUGGUGUCUUAGGAGCCAGAUGAGUGAAAUGACCUUUGGGUACUGCAGCACCAGUGUCUCACAAAGCACCAAUGGUAUCAGCCCUCAGCAGCAGAACCAGAAUCCUCCCCAGUCCUGUCCACCAACCCCAGGGAUUUGCUGGGCUGGAUGGAAGAGGCUGUGUGAGACUCAUGCAGAUGAAUCACCUGCACAAACCUGAAUCCCCACCUCGCACAGGGAUUGAAAUUUAAAACAGACAAGAGAUUACUCCUAGCCUGGCUUGGGAGCCCUGCUGACACACGGAGCUCUCAGAGUGGCAGGAGGGAGGAGAAGAGCCUGAUCCGGGUGGGCUCCAAGCUGGCAGCUCUCAGCAGCACGGGUGCCUCUGAGGAGCUCUCCUGCUCCUCAGGCAGCGUGGGCUGAGGCUUUGCCGCUCCACACACCUCCUUCCUGCAAUCCUGGCAAUUACCAAUCGUGUAAAACCCAGUUCCUGACGUGGCUGACUCAGCAAGGGCUUGGCUCAAAACAAACACAUCCGAGCAGGAGCUGCAGCCCGGGAAGAGGCGACGGGCGGCACAUGAAGAGACGGCGGUGGCAGCAGCUUUGGGGAUUUUUAGCAUUCUGGGUCCAACCUGGCUGAAUUCCCGAACUCCCGGCUGAGCUGUCCCUGGACUUGCUCCUUCAUCCUGGUGAGUGUAGCAGGCACAGUUCUCCGAGAGCUCCAGCGGCUUCUCCCCUGCUCCCUCGGACUCAGGGUUGCUCCAACACAGUUGGGACUGAGUCACCGUCUCCUUCCCAACCACCCACUGGAUUUUCCGGCGGUGCCCCUCCGCAGAAGGUGGCUGGUUACCAUGGCACCCGGGUGCCCUUCUGUUCUAGAUGCCAGAUUAGAUCUGUUCUCAUGGUGACUGUGCCUUGCUGUUCCUCACCAGCACACGUUUAACGAGCUCAGACACUGUGUUCCUUCUCCACUCGAGGAGGAGACUCCUUAAGAUCCAAGACAAGCCAACUGCUCCUUACCACAGCGUGGAGUCUGCCUUUCCUGCACUACCAGCCUCCCUGUUUUCCUUCCAGCUACGGGAACGGGGCAGGAAGAGGCUGUUCCUGCUGCGUGGCUUGCUGCUGAUCCCGUGGCUUUAGUCCAGCACCUGCCUGUGAGGAGCCUGCAGGUCCCUUCUCCUCACUGCCUCCCUCAGCAUGGAUACCUGGCGCAGAGGGUCCAUCAAGUCCACCACCUUCUUCAGACGUUUCUCCCUCAGGAGGCACAAAAAGCUGGGCAACCAAGUCAUCAUCCUGAACCAGAACAGCCACACUCUGGACACUGACGGCCAGAAGAGGGAAGGCUUGAGGGAUCUGAAGGACAAGUCUGAUUACCUGUCAUGCCAGAGCGAGCAGAACCUGGCCAAGGCACAAGCCCCUCCCAAGCCUCCCCGGCUGUACCUGGACAGUUCCAGCUGCCCCAACAUCAUCGACCACACCGACUCCCACUCCGACAUCUCCUUUUCCGACGCUGCUCAGUACCACAAAGGCACUCCAACGCACAAGGACCAGGCUACAGACCACGGCACCUCAGAGGCAGGUUCCCAGAAUGGCACCGCUCUUCCCGACCUGGCUGAUCCCUUCCUGUCCUUCAAAGUGGAUUUGGGGCUAUCGCUCCUCGAGGACGUCCUGCAGACCCUCAGGAAACAGAACCCCAGAGAUUAUGCCAUCUGAAGGUACUUAUCAUUCACCACGUCCCAUUUACCCGAUGCUGCUGCUGGCUCCUCUGCUCCCAGCGGGAGGAGGGAUGCUGGAGCACGCCUGUUGUGUGUGGCCUGUUUUGUUGUCCUCGCCUCACCCACCACAGACCAUCCCUUCCUUGCCAAGGAAUCCUCUGAAGCAGAGCUCAGGUGAGAGCACCGUUUCCACUCUUCACCCUGGGAAUCUCCCACUCAGGACUGUGCGUCUCCUCCUCAGGGAAGAAUGGCAUUGUUUGGGAAAGACUUGUUAUUUUGGGGAUGUGGCUGUGACACUGCGGGGCAGGGCCACACAGGGACUUGGCAUGGAUCCCUUGUGGGACAGCAGGCAGCCUGCAAGGAGACAGUAGCACUGCACCUCAAAGCCACAGGUGUGGCCAGGGCCGAGAGACGGGAACUGGGGGUUCUUCUCUCACCGUGUCUGGAUGUGAAAAAUCCAAGUUGUUCCUUCUUUUUUUUUUUUUUCUUCUUUCCUCCUUGUGGGUUUCUUUUCCCCCAACUCCAGUGCAGUUGGCACUCCCAACCUGGAAACAGGUAAGCAUCCACACGUGCUCGUGACAGAGCACCAGCAGUGGGUUCAUCCUCCUGGCAGGAGAGGAGAUGUCUCCCUACACUGCUGCCUCACGCAUGCACUGAGCUCCCAGCUGUACAGACAUGGAAGAAUAAAUGUAUUUGUGACUGGAA
This is a messenger RNA of Myiozetetes cayanensis, 2737 nucleotides long. RefSeq names its product chromosome unknown C15orf62 homolog (gene CUNH15orf62). The transcript has 2 exons. Lineage: Eukaryota; Metazoa; Chordata; Aves; Passeriformes; Tyrannidae. The coding region runs from base 1515 to 2030 and encodes 171 amino acids. The record is from RefSeq and is a predicted model, not a curated record.